This is a messenger RNA of Acipenser ruthenus (sterlet), 378 nucleotides long. Its product is annotated as 14 kDa phosphohistidine phosphatase-like. The record is from RefSeq and is a predicted model, not a curated record. Gene Ontology annotation, biological process: peptidyl-histidine dephosphorylation. The coding region runs from base 1 to 378 and encodes 125 amino acids. Lineage: Eukaryota; Metazoa; Chordata; Actinopteri; Acipenseriformes; Acipenseridae. Gene Ontology annotation, cellular component: cytosol. The transcript is spliced from 3 exons. Gene Ontology annotation, molecular function: protein histidine phosphatase activity.
AUGGCAGAUAAUUUAAGCAACGUUUCUGCUGUAGAAAUCGACCCCGAAGGAGUGUUUAAAUACAUUCUUGUGCGGGUGAAAGCUAAAGGGGGUGCUGGUGAAUACAAAGACAUAGUUAGAGGUACUAAGAGUGCUGAAUUCCAUAAUCACAUAUUUGAAAAAAUAAAUCCUGACUUGGAAAAGUUAGGACUUGAAUGUAACUGUCUGGGAGGUGGAAAGAUUGAACACAACAGCAACGAGAAGAAGAUCAGAGUUUUUGGGCUCUCCACAGGUUUCGGCAAGGCUGACCACUCUGUCACUGUUGAGAAGCUGAAGACAGUCUUCACAGACUACAAGAUCACCUGGUCUGAUGAUAAAAAGCAGAUCAGCUUCAUUUAG